UACUACUCGUCCACAGAUACAGACAGAGUUCUACUUGCUCAGAGUCAACUGAAGUGAUCCUCGCAGCCUUCAGAUUGCAAGAGGUCUGAAAGUAACCUGGUUUGAUCCCAGAAACCUACAUCAACAACACAACGAGAUGUCUGGCGUGAAAAGUGUCCAAUUCCUGCGUUCGUCUGUUCAGCCAUGGCUGCAAAUCUCAAGCCGCACUUUGACCCAAAGUGGUUCCAGCUCCUCAGCCGCUCCCGCCGCUCAGGCUAGUAGCUCGAGCGAGCCCUCAGCGACAGGUCUGCGCUCGGCUCAGACCAAGACCUUUUCCAUCUAUCGAUGGAAUCCUGACAAGGCCGGAGAUAAGCCCACCAUGCAGAACUAUGAGGUGGACUUGAAUGCCUGCGGGCCCAUGGUCCUGGACGCUCUCAUCAAAAUCAAGAACGAGAUGGACCCGUCCUUGACCUUCCGCCGCUCUUGCCGAGAGGGAAUCUGCGGAUCGUGCGCCAUGAAUAUUGGUGGCGUCAACACCUUGGCCUGUAUCAGUAAGAUCGACACCUCGGGCAAGACCACCAAAAUCUACCCCUUGCCUCAUAUGUACGUGGUCAAGGAUUUGGUGCCCGACAUGAACCAUUUCUAUGAGCAAUACCGCUCCAUUCAACCUUGGCUCCAACGUAAAGACGAAAGUUCCUUGGGCGGUGGCGACAAGCAACUCCUCCAAUCCACUGAAGAUCGGGCCAAACUGGACGGCCUGUAUGAGUGCAUCCUGUGCGCUUGUUGUUCGACUUCUUGUCCCUCCUAUUGGUGGAAUGGUGACCGCUAUUUGGGCCCCGCUGUCUUGAUGCAGGCCUACCGGUGGAUUAUUGACUCUCGAGACCAAACGACCGAGGCCAGAUUAGACAAGCUCAAGGAUCCUUUCUCCGUGUACAGAUGCCACACCAUCAUGAACUGCACGAAGACCUGUCCCAAGGGCUUAAAUCCCGGCCGAGCUAUUGCUGAAAUUAAGAAGCUGUUGGCUGGCAUUGCCCAGAAAGGUGAACCCGGACUUGAAGGAACAGCUACCAUCACCAGGGCCUGAUGGGAAAGCGAAAAAAGAACCUGACGAAAGAAAAAUUAUAGCUUAUGCUUAGUAAUUGAUUCAGUAUCUUGGGUGUUACCUUGAAGCUUAUGGAAAUAUACACUUUUACGUUGA
Messenger RNA from Tigriopus californicus, 1177 nucleotides. RefSeq lists its product as uncharacterized. The coding region runs from base 137 to 1063 and encodes 308 amino acids. Gene Ontology annotation, cellular component: mitochondrial membrane. Gene Ontology annotation, biological process: respiratory electron transport chain; aerobic respiration; tricarboxylic acid cycle. The record is from RefSeq and is a predicted model, not a curated record. The transcript has 5 exons. NCBI's taxonomy places the organism in Eukaryota, Metazoa, Arthropoda, Copepoda, Harpacticoida, Harpacticidae. Gene Ontology annotation, molecular function: 2 iron, 2 sulfur cluster binding; electron transfer activity.